Saccostrea cuccullata (small rock oyster) is the source of this 5490-nucleotide messenger RNA. RefSeq names its product unconventional myosin-VI-like. The transcript has 33 exons. Gene Ontology annotation, cellular component: myosin complex; cytoplasm; endocytic vesicle. The record is from RefSeq and is a predicted model, not a curated record. The coding region runs from base 89 to 3874 and encodes 1261 amino acids. Lineage: Eukaryota; Metazoa; Mollusca; Bivalvia; Ostreida; Ostreidae. Gene Ontology annotation, molecular function: ATP binding; actin filament binding; microfilament motor activity. Gene Ontology annotation, biological process: actin filament organization; endocytosis; vesicle transport along actin filament.
ACCUGUAACCGGAAGUCACACCUGAGGUUGGCUUAGACCUUUGAGACGACGAAAUACCGUCCCUCAGGACAGAUCUUGGUAGCUGACCAUGGACGGGGGUAAGAAGGUUUGGGUGCCCCACCCGACUGAGGGGUUCAAACUGGGGCGUAUCGUGGACAUCGGGAGCGACAGUAUCGCCAUAGAACCAUUUGAUGCCCCCGGCACUACAAUAAAUGCUAUUUACGAUCGGACGUUUCCUGCCGAGGAAUAUGAUAACAAAGAUGUGGAUGACAACUGUGCUCUUAUGUACUUAAAUGAAGCCACUCUCCUGAACAACUUGAGAAUUCGAUACAUGAAAAACCAGAUCUAUACAUACACUGCCAACAUCCUGAUCGCCAUCAACCCGUACUAUGAGAUUCCUGACUUGUAUACCUCGGCGACCAUCAAAAAGUACAAAGGGAAGUCACUGGGGACACUUCCUCCUCAUGUUUACGCAAUAGCUGACAAGGCGUUCCGCGACAUGAAGGUGAAUAAGAUGAGUCAGUCCAUCAUUGUCUCGGGAGAGUCUGGGGCCGGGAAGACAGAGUCCACCAAGUACAUUCUGAAAUAUCUCACUGAGUCCUGGGGGGCUCACAUCAAUCAACUCGAACAGAGGAUACUCGAGUCUAACCCUUUGCUGGAGGCCUUUGGUAAUGCUAAGACUGUAAGAAACAACAACAGUAGUCGAUUCGGAAAAUUCAUCGAAAUUCAUUUUGACAACAAGGCCAUGAAACAACAAGUAUGUAUUGGUAACUUGGUAGCCGGAGGAUUUAUCUCCCAUUAUCUACUGGAGAAGUCGCGCGUGAUAAGUCAGAGUCGCGAGGAGCGGAAUUACCACAUCUUCUACCGACUCUGUGCCGGAGCUCCGGAGGAUCUACGCAAUCAACUAAAACUGGCCUCACCCGACCAAUUCCAUUAUUUAAACAGAGGUUGUACACAGUACUUCUGUACCCGGGAAAACGACAAGAAACUGGGGAAGGACCGAAAAAGUCAGAUGUACCUUAAGCAGGGCAGUCUCCACGACCCUGUCCUGGACGAUGUCCGAGAUUUCCAGGUGUGUGACAGCGCCAUGACUCACCUGGGGGUCUCUAACGAGGACAAACACUCUAUCUACACUCUAGUGGCCUCAGUCCUACACCUAGGGAACAUCAUGUUUGAGGAAAAUAUGGACGAUACUAAAGGUGGUUGUAAGGUGGGGUCAUCAUCAGAGACCUCUCUGUCCACGGCCUCCACACUGCUGGGUCUGAAUAAGGAGGAGCUACAAGAAAGUCUGACCACUAGGAUCAUGCAGACAGCCAGGGGCGGAUCUAAAGGCACAGCCAUUAAAGUUCCACUAAAGUCUGGGGAAGCUGCGAGUGCUCGAGAUGCCCUCGCUAAAUCCAUCUACAGUCGACUGUUUGAUUACAUUGUGGCCAGUGUCAACAAAGCUAUUCCAUUCUCAUCCACUGUUAGCUACAUAGGCCUGUUGGACAUUGCUGGGUUCGAGUAUUUCCAAGUAAACAGCUUUGAGCAGUUCUGUAUCAACUACUGUAAUGAAAAACUUCAGCAAUUCUUCAAUGAGAGGAUUCUUAAAGAGGAACAAGUUCUUUAUGAGAAGGAAGGUCUAAAUGUCAAGAAAAUCACAUGGACAGACAACCAGGACUGUAUAGACUUGAUAGAGACAAAGGCCAAUGGUAUUUUUGAUCUCCUUGAUGAGGAAAGUAAACUGCCAACCCCCAAACCAGAGCACUUCACAAUGGAGGUCCACAACCGCAACAAGUCCCACUUCAGACUCAGUUUGCCCAGGAAGUCCAAGUUAAAAAUCCACCGUGAUGUAAGAGAUGACGAGGGAUUCCUGAUCCGCCAUUUUGCUGGAGCUGUCUGUUAUCACACGAAUUUGUUCAUAGAGAAAAACAACGAUGCCCUUCACGCUUCACUGGAGUUCCUUAUACAGACGAGUUCUAAUAAGAUGUUGAAGACGAUGUUUGAGGGAAUCCAGGUCUCCUCUGGCAAACUCAACUUCAUCAGCGUGGGAAGCAAGUUCAGAUCUCAGCUACAAACCCUGAUGGAGAAACUCAAGAGUACGGGAACAAAUUUCAUCAGAUGUAUUAAACCCAAUGUAAAGAUGGUUGACCAUCUGUUUGAAGGAGGGCAGAUUUUAAGUCAGCUUGAAUGCUCAGGUAUGGGUUCAGUGUUGGAGCUGAUGCAGCAGGGGUUCCCCUCUCGUACACAGUUUGCUGAUCUCUACAAUAUGUACAAAAAGUACAUGCCUGCUGAUAUAGCUCGCCUGGACCCUAGACUUUUCUGUAAAGCCCUAUUUAAAGCUUUAGGAUUGAAUGAAAACGAAUUCAAAUUCGGUCUCACAAAAGUCUUUUUCCGACCUGGAAAAUUUGCUGAGUUUGACCAGAUUAUGAAGAGUGACCCAGAAAAUCUGGCCAUGUUAGUGAAAAAGGUCAAACGGUGGCUGCUGUGUUCUCGCUGGAAGAAAGCUCAGUGGUGUGCCCUAUCUGUCAUCAAAUUGAAGAACAAGAUUCUGUGGAGAAGAACUCAGAUCAUCACGUUACAGAAGUCAGUCAGAAUGUGGAGGGAUGUCAGGAGAUUCAGACCCAAGUAUGAGAUGAUAGUACAGGUUAGACAGUCCCAGGCUCAGCUCUCACAGAUGGAGGAGAUCAUCAGUCAACUAAAGAAGGAGAAAGAGAAGGCAACCAAGCAGGCCAAGGAAAUCGAAAAGGCCUUUCUGGACUUUGUCCAUAAAAUCAGGACAACCAACAUCACCCCUGAAGAGAUGCAGAGGACGAUGAACCACCUUCUGAGUCAGAUGGACCAGACGUUCCAAGAUCUGAGGAAGAAACUGGAGGACGAGAAGAUCAAGGCCGAACAGGAGAGACUCAGGAAAAUACAGGAGGAAAUGGAGAGAGAGAAGAAACGAAAGGAAGAAGAAGAAAGAAGGAAGAAACAGGAGGAAGAAGAAAGAAAGCUAAAAGCAGAAAUGGAGGCUAAACGUAAGAAGGAAGAAGAGGAAAGAAAGAAGAGAGAGGAAGAAGAAAAGAAACAGAAGGCCCUGAUGGCAGAACAGUUAGCAAAGGAGAGAGAAGAGAACAAGAGAAGACAGGAGAUCCUUGAGCAAGAGAGACGUGACAGAGAGCUGGCUCUACGUCUGGCGUCUGAGGAUCAGAACGAGGUGGAAGAUGUCGUGGUACCUCCUCUACAGAGCACUGAUGAUGGUAGAAAAUCCGAGGAAGUUCGGGCGUCACGAGCAGCAGCUCUUCAGAAGAAAUACGAUCUGUCCAAGUGGAAGUACGCAGAGCUCAGAGAUGCCAUCAACACAUCGUGUGACAUUGAGUUGUUAGAUGCCUGCAGGGAAGAGUUCCACAGGCGACUGAAAGUGUACCACUCCUGGAAACAAAAGAACAAGAAGAAAACAGGGGCUAAAGAGGACGAAAGGGCCCCAGAAAGUGUUCUCUCCAAUGCUGAUGAGCCACAGGUGGCACCACAACAAACCAAACCAGCUGUGGAGAACCAGCAGAGAUUUUUCCGUAUUCCGUUUGCACGCCCAGCCGAUGAAUUUCGUGACGACCCCACCCACAAGAAACAUGGUCAGUGGUACGCCCACUUUGAUGGUCAGUACAUUGCUCGCCAGAUGGAGCUUUACCCAGACAAACAACCACUCCUGCUAGUCGCUGGAGUUCAUGAUCUACAGAUGUGUGAGCUGAGUUUAGAGGAGACCGGACUUACUCGUAAAAAAGGAGCAGAAAUCCUCGGCAAGGACUUUGAAACCGAGUGGAACAAAAAUGGCGGUCGGGAUCUUCUGACCAAGAACGCUAACAAAGUCUCCUCUGCGUUUCUUAAAAAACGGCUAGGUGUUGUAAGACGGUGAACGAUAGGCUUAUAAUUACAACUGGGGACCAAUAGUUUUAGCUAGAAUAGAUUUUUAUUUAUUGAGUGGAAGUUUAUCUACACAACAAAGAAAUGUUUUCUUUUAAAGCUAUUUUUAUACAAGAGUAUUUAGUAGGAUGUUGAAAUGGAAACCUACACAGGGUUAUUUUCCCUCAGAUUUUGUAGUCAGUCUAAUUUUUGUGUGUUGAAAUUUUUCUUACAAAUUUUUGUCUUGUAAAAUUGUUUGCUUGUAUGUUGAGUAUUUGUAUGCAUUUAACAGUUGUUAAAAUGAAAUAUAUGUAAGCACCAUUAAAUUACUUACUUGUUGAAUAUUUCUCAUAAAGGUAUCAUAAUGGUAUAGUUUGUAUGUAUAUCGUGAGAAAGAAUACAAAGUAUAGAAUUCUACAAAUACAACUGAAAAGUUUUAUAUCUUCUAACAUAUGUAGUAGAGAAAAGUAUGAAAUGUGUAUAAUAUGUAUACACAUGUACAUGAUUUUGUGCACUUUAAAUUACAAUACUUGAAAUGGUGAAGGCAAAGUUGAGACUUAGAUUUGUAAUAUUUCAAUUGUUGUGAAAUGUACAUGUGGAUGGUUUCUUUUGGAUUGUUUGUAGUAGGUAAAAGAUCUAAUAAAUUCGUUAAAAAAACAUGAACAUGAAAAACAUUUCACAAAUGUACCCUUGAGUAUCAACUAAUUAUAUAUACAAAACUGUAUUGAACCACUCGAGUAUACAGAAAUAACAGAAAUCUGAAACCAGAGAAACAACACACUGAACAUAAAUAUACAGAUGAACUGAAAGAAAAAAAAAUUAGUGAAAAUACACAUUUAUUGUGAUAGAUUACUUGACAACUUAUGUAAUGUUGAAUAGCAGCUGGUCUGAAGUUGUGAUCUUUUUUAGUUUUUUUUGCACAAUAUUGUUUGCAUUUUUUUUAUUUAUGCAGGCUAGGUGGAUUUGAAUAUUUUUAGCUUUAUUUUCGGGAACAGCCUUUAUUUGGUAAAUGCUAUUUUGAAAACGGGUUAUUUUUUUCAUUACAGAAUUAAUAGAUCUUGUAUACAGAUAAUGAUAGAUGUAUGUACAUGUAUAUGGAGCCAUCUGAUAGGUUUAUAACUUUCUUUUAUUAAAAUAAGGCCACUUUGCCAUUAUAAAUUGUUUGCAAUUGCAGUCAUCAAAAUCUUAAUUUUGAAAAAAAAAAGAUUCUCCAAAUGAUAUAUACAUGAAGGAAGAGAACUUUAUUAUAAACAUUAAUGUUAAAUAAAAAAUUAGAUAUUGCUGGUGCUGAGAAAAUGUCUGAUAAACAUUUCAAAUAAAACAAUUUCAGAAAACGUUUAACAGAUAUUGUUACAGAAUAUACAACAUCUAGAUUAAGACAUGUUUCACUGUAAAUUAAAAUCUCCUAGAAAAAAGUAUUUACACAAUGUAUUACACAAUUUGAACAUUUAUAAGUGACAUUUGUUUCCUAUGACCAGCUUGGCCUGGUUAUGAUGUUGUGAGUGAUUGUAAUACAAGCACAGCUCUGGUGCUUCUCAUUCAUCAAAGAUUACUGUGAUGGAUUCGCCUGAAUUUAUAUGUUGUCUAUUUUCAUGUAAAAGAAACUUGGGCCAAUAAAUGUGUGCAUCU